Molecule: messenger RNA, 1875 nt
Organism: Cryptotermes secundus
Lineage: Eukaryota; Metazoa; Arthropoda; Insecta; Blattodea; Kalotermitidae
Gene: Dhrs4
Product: dehydrogenase/reductase SDR family member 4
Exons: 6
Coding region: 381-1202 (273 amino acids)
Molecular function (GO): carbonyl reductase (NADPH) activity
Source: RefSeq, a predicted model, not a curated record
UGUAUUAGCGUAAGGAAUACGCGUAUAGCGAAUAUGUGUUCUCUGUUAAUUAAAUUGUUUUAUUGAAUGAGUAAUGUAAACAUCCAGAAUUUUCUUAAAGCCAAAGUAAUCACAUUUUGGACCUUGAAACUGAAAAUUUGCACACAGUCUGUCAAAUUCGCGGAUCGAAGUUAGAUCUAGUUAAUAUACCACAUAGCAAGCGUGAACUCAGCAGUGUUUUGUAAAUGUGCUAGGCAAGAUUGUACAUGGUUAAUGACAUAAUUAAAGACUGUUUAUGUGUGAAGAUACAUCCGCAGGAAGGCGACUGAGUAAACAACAACAUAGUGGGCGGUGAUAUUAUUUAAUAAUUCAUCGUAUUAAGUAAUACAGUUUGACGUCAUAUGAAUAUGCUCAGAACAGUCGUAAAUAAGUUUAUAAGGCGACCAUUAUCAAGCAUGGCAUAUAAUGGCAAAUUAAAAGGAAAAGUUGCAAUUGUCACGGCAUCAACUGAUGGCAUUGGUUUUGCAAUUGCUGAACGUCUAGCAGCUGAUGGAGCUAGUGUGGUCGUAAGCAGUCGUAAAGAGAAUAAUGUUACCAGCGCCGUUGAGAAAUUGAGAUCCUGUGGCUAUUCAGUUUCUGGUGUUGUAUGUCACGUGUCAAAAGCGUCUGACAGGGAGCGUCUUAUUAAGGAAGCGCAAGAUAAAUUUGGUGGAAUCGAUGUCCUUGUUUCAAAUGCUGCUGUCAACCCAGGGGUUGGACCUGUGUUGGAGAGCACUGAAGAAGUGUGGGACAAGAUAUUUGAGGUGAAUGUGAAAGCUGCAUACCUCCUCUCCAAGGAAGUCCUGCCUCACUUGCGGAAGCGUCAUGGAGGUAGCAUUGUGUAUAUAGCUUCUAUUGCAGGCUUUGAUCCUUUAGGGCUGCUAGGUGUGUAUUCUGUAAGUAAGACUGCAUUGCUGGGACUCACCAAAGCGGCAGCCAAAGAUCUGGCAAGAGAAAACAUCAGAGUUAAUUGUGUUGCACCUGGCAUUGUCAUCACAAAAUUUUCAUCAGCUUUGCAUGAAACAGAAGAAGCUAAGGAAGCACUUCUUCGUAGUAUCCCCAUGGGAAGGAUGGCCAUCCCUAAGGAGAUUGCUGGUGUUGUUUCAUUUCUGGUAUCAGAUGAUGCCUCAUAUAUUACCGGAGAGACUAUUGUUGCUUCUGGAGGCAUGACUUCUAGACUCUAGGCUUAUAAAUUGAAUACUGGAAAGGGGUAUACUUUUUGGUGAGUGAAGCAUUUAAGAGCUGGGACUUUCAACUUUGUUUUCUGAUUUGUGAUAUGCAAUAGGAUUUAUCACAAACUAUGGUUACUAAGGAGCAUUUAACAAUUAAAGAAUUUCCAUCAUCAUAACUGGCUAUACAAAUUAUCAUGUGAUUAGUACACUGCAUGUUUUGACCUAACUUAACAUCAUCAGGCUAUUAUUACAUUUGUUUUUGACAUGACAGCUAUAGUAUACAUGGCCAAUGUUUACAAUUGGAGUUAGCAGAUGAUGUGAUAUCAUGAUGGAGCUAUAAUAAAUGUAGCAUUUUUAAGAUAAAAGUGAAUUUAAUGUGUUACUACAUCUGGAAUUAAGUUGAUGGUUAAAAUGCUAAAGUGAAUUAAAGUAAAAUCUGUUUCUGUGUCUAAAAUUGAAUAUGAUUGACUGUUAGGUUACAGGUGUGUAUUGAAUUAUUGUGUGCAUGUAUUGUCCUUUGUAGUGAUGCUACUACCAGAUGCAGGAAGUGUUGUUAUAGAUAGCUGGGUUGGAAUGAGGCAAUAGAACAAUAAUUCACAGCACAAUACCAUCAGUGUUCUGCAGCCUCAUUCCAACCCAGUGACUAUUUACAUUACUCUAAGACAUCUGGGAAUAGCAGCUCUAA